AUGCUGGAGUUAGCUCUGGUCGAGGUCUACACGAGCGACGGCGAUUGUGCAACGCCUGCAUUCGCUGCCUUUGUUCAACGACUGGGCGGCAAGACCACAAAGACUUUCAGUGAACGCUUGACUCAUAUGGUCUCUAAGGAAGGCUCGCCAAAGACUUUGCGGCGCCUUCGUAUUUACAACAAACUGGUCCUGGAAAGCGGGACUGGCAGGGAAAUUCACUGUGUCAACAGUCGCUGGGUGACAGAUUGCGAUGCGCAGGGCACGCGCAUGCCAGAUUCUGAUGAACCCUAUGCUGUUGAGGUGAACAAUGCUCCACGCACUGCCAAGCGCCGUCACAAGAGCAUGGAAUCCACGAGCCUUACCAACAUUGGAGGCAGCGUCUUCCGUGAUCGCAAACCCGUCUGGGUAGAAGCUCGCUGGGGCGAUCGCAACUGA
Pseudocercospora fijiensis CIRAD86 is the source of this 435-nucleotide messenger RNA. RefSeq lists its product as uncharacterized. The record is from RefSeq and is a predicted model, not a curated record. NCBI's taxonomy places the organism in Eukaryota, Fungi, Ascomycota, Dothideomycetes, Mycosphaerellales, Mycosphaerellaceae. The coding region runs from base 1 to 435 and encodes 144 amino acids. The transcript has a single exon.